AUGCGACAGCCUCUCAUUCUACUGGGUGUAGCUUUGUCUUUUUUGGCAUUAGUGGAGUCUGGAGUUUUGCGGAGAGAAGAACAUGAAUUUGAAAAAUGGACCAAUGUUUUAGGAAAUGGAGAUGCUCCACCACCACCAAAAUACAAGGUAAUAAUGCUCCGGUAUGCCAAAAAAGUGAUCAAUGAGCCAGAGAACCGAAAAAUGUCAUGUUUCUUCUGUACGUUUGCCGUGGAUGGUGUACAAGCAUUAAUUGCGCAGAAUUCCACAGAUGAUGAAGUAGCAGCGUUUUUGGUGAACCUCUGCGAUCUUUUUGACGUCGAACAACCGCAUGUGUGCAAAAACAUUAUCUACGCGUUCAAAGAUGAAGUCGUCUUUGUUCUUGAGCGUUCCGUAUUUACUCCAGAUGAGAUUUGUGGAGCAUUCAUUGCCAACUGCGGACACUCGGACAAACCGUUGACUCAUAUGUGGAAUAUUUCUAUUCCAGGCGGAAAACCACCAAUUCGACCAUGGCCUAAAAUUCCAGACAACAAGCCAACAUUCAAAGUGCUUCACUUGUCUGACAUUCACAUUGAUCAUCAAUACGUGGUUGGUACGGAAGCCUAUUGUCAGUUGGACAGUGCACUGGGCACAUAUGCGAUGUGUUGUAGAGACUAUAGUCAGGACUCGAUGGGAAGACCGACUAAUAUGAAAGAUAAACCAAUCUACGUACCUGCCGGUCCAUGGGGAAUGCCUUAUUUGUGCGAUCUGCCUUAUCAGACAUUUGAGUCGGCUAUGAAGCAUAUCAGCAAAACAUUCAAAGACCUUGAUUACAUCAUUAUCACCGGAGACUUUGAGGCGCAUGAUUCAUGGGAUUACACUGAGGACUUGACCCGUGAAAACAUGAACAAUAUGACUAACGUGUUCCUAGAGUAUUUUCCGAAUGUUCCCGUUUACGUUUCAAUCGGUAACCAUGAAGGUGUACCACAAGAUGCUAUGGCUCCACACACAAUGCCGGAGUAUGACAAGAGAGGUCCACAAUGGUUGUACAAAAUUAUGUCGGAUAUGUGGGCUCAUUGGAUUCCACAAGAGGCUCUGGACACUGUUCAAUACCGCGCAAGUUAUGUGGUCCGUCCUAAGCCAGGAUUGAAGUUGAUUUCACUCAACACGAUUUAUUGCUCAGAAUUCAAUUUCUAUCUUUAUGUGAACGAGGUGGACCCCGACGCAACAUUAGAGUGGUUAAUUGAGGAAUUGGUCGAUUCUGAGAAAAAAGGAGAACUCGUCCACAUCAUCUCUCACAUCCCUCCUGGCGACAACUACUGCUUGAAAGGAUGGUCAUGGAAUUUCUUCGAGAUUGUGAAGCGUUUCGAAAACACCAUUGCUCAGAUGUUCUAUGGACACACCCAUUAUGACCAAUUCAUGGUUUACUACGAUAUGGAUGAUCCAAACCGCAGACCCUUCCAUUUCAACUGGAUCAGUCCCUCUCUCACCACGUAUGAUUUCCUAAACCCUGCCUACCGGAUUUACGAAAUCGACGGUGGUUACGAAGGCGCGACAUAUGUACGGGAAGCCAUAGUGCAUAGCAACACUGUGAAAUCCGCGCAAACAUACUUUGCAAAUGUUACGGAAGCCAAUCUUAAGAACAAGGAACCAGAAUGGGUGCUUGAAUACGACACUAAAGAGCACUGGCAACUUCCAGACUUCUCUCCACAAUCUUGGGCGGAUUUAAGUGAUAAGCUUUGGACGAACACCACAAUGUUCAGAGAAUAUGUGAAAUUCUUCUACCGUAACCACUACAACAACGAGUGCUACACAGAUUACAAAUGUCGGUACACUUUCGUCUGCGACAUCAAGAAGGGUAGAAGUUACGAUGAGAGUUUCUGUGACCAUUUGAAACGAUGA
Molecule: messenger RNA, 1878 nt
Organism: Caenorhabditis briggsae
Lineage: Eukaryota; Metazoa; Nematoda; Chromadorea; Rhabditida; Rhabditidae
Gene: Cbr-asm-2
Product: Protein CBR-ASM-2
Exons: 11
Coding region: 1-1878 (625 amino acids)
Biological process (GO): ceramide biosynthetic process; sphingomyelin catabolic process
Cellular component (GO): lysosome
Molecular function (GO): acid sphingomyelin phosphodiesterase activity
Source: RefSeq, a predicted model, not a curated record